Durotheca rogersii is the source of this 2589-nucleotide messenger RNA. RefSeq names its product DUF1604-domain-containing protein. The coding region runs from base 247 to 2547 and encodes 766 amino acids. The record is from RefSeq and is a predicted model, not a curated record. Gene Ontology annotation, biological process: mRNA processing. The transcript has a single exon. Gene Ontology annotation, molecular function: RNA binding. Lineage: Eukaryota; Fungi; Ascomycota; Sordariomycetes; Xylariales; Xylariaceae. Gene Ontology annotation, cellular component: nucleus.
AGGGUUAUCGAUAAGACAUAGGUAGUUCCAGAUACCUUCGAAUUUGGUAUGACGCGUGCUGGGGAGCUACAACACCUACAUCGAUACGUCGAUCUGUAGCGCUAUCGCCUACUUACCCCGUGCUCUCUUCGCCCUCUUUACACGCCCGACAUUUCGCGUAUACAUCUACCUCCAAUCGCGUCGCCGCUUCAAUACCACUCCCUCUGUCUGCCUGCGUGCCCACCUCCUGUGCCCACGAAUCGCCCCAUGUCAUCCAAGCGAUCCCGCGCCGCCUUCGAAGCCGAUCUCCAAGCCCAGCAGUCUCCCUACGUCCUCUUCGGCACGCCGCUCCCUCCUCUCGACCCGGAAGUCCGCGACGAUGGCUCCUACGUGCCAGUCUGGAAGCAGGAGGUCCGGGACGAGCGCGGCCGCAGGCGCCUCCACGGCGCCUUCACCGGCGGCUGGAGCGCUGGCUACUUCAAUACUGUCGGCUCCAAGGAGGGCUGGACCCCGGCCACCUUCGUCUCGUCGCGGGCAGACCGCCGCAAGGACGACCCAAACUCCGCUGCUUCCGGCAGCACCCCACGCCAGCAGCGGCCUGAGGAUUUCAUGGAUGAGGAGGACCUGGCUGACGCUGCCGAGGCCCAGAAGCUGCAGACCACCCACGCAUUCGCCGGCUUGGGGUCCGAUGAGGACGGCGCCCGACGCGGUGGCGGCGGGCUCGCCGAUAUCUUCCGCGUCCGGGGCGAGACGAUGGGCGUGAAGUUACUGAGGAGGAUGGGCUGGAAGGACGGGCAAGGGAUAGGUCCUAAGGUGCGCCGGAGGGCACGGCUCGACGUCGUAGUGAAGCAAGGGGGCGCCCAGAACGGGGAAGAGACGUACCUCUUUGCGCCAGACAACGUGCCCGUGAUCUCUCUCGUCAGGAAACUCGAUCGCAAGGGCCUCGGCUACGAAGGCGAGUCGAGGUUAACGCCGCUGACGAAACCUGGCGCCCAGACGGAAGCUGGCGGGAGCUCCGACGAGGAGAGCGGCCCCAUAGUACGACGACCAGGUACACCGAAGAAAGAAACGUCGUCUAAAUUCGCUAAGGGCGGUAUCGGUAUCGGCAUCUUAAACGACACGGGAUCCGACGACGAAGACCCGUACGAGAUCGGGCCGCGGAUAUCGUACAACCGCGUCAUAGGGGGCAGCAAGAAGAAAAAGAAGGAGAAGGCGGCCAACCCGGCGCUACGCACGGCGCCCGUCUUCAUAUCUCGCAAGAGCGCCCUGGCCCAGGCGGGGAAGAACAUACGGAGGUGCUACGACGGCCGGCUACCGCUCGACGGCUUCGUGUUCGGCGCUGAGACGAACGACGACCUCGCGUCCGCCGUCACCUCCGCAGGGAAGUACCCGCCGCCCGUCAUACCGCCGGGCUGGAAACCGAGCAAGCAGCUGAAGUCGUCCGAAACCAGCGGAGGCGCGCCAUCGUCGGGCUACGUGUCGACGGCUGACGCGGCCAAGGCGUCGAAGCUCGAUCCGCGGGCGCGUGCGUCGCUCCUCGGCGAGGCCCCGCUGCCGGGCAAGUCGGUAUUCGACUUCUUGUCGGCGGGGGCGCGCGACCGGCUCGCGGCCGCGGCGGGCAAGCCCAACCUGCCACCGGGCCGGGGCGAGGUGCCCGAGGGCCAGACGCCGGCGAGCGAGGCGGAGCUGCUGCGCCAGAUCCCCGAGCUCGACGCGGCGACGGCGGCGGCGGCGCUGGCGCGGGGCGCGGGGGGCCUCGGCGCGGCGCCGUACGCCGACGACGAGGGCAAGCGCGCGCGCUACCGCGCGUACCUCGAGUACGCGGCGGCUCUCGGCGCGCCUAGCGGCAGCGGCAACGACAGCGCGCCACGGCUGCGGCCGCCGACGAAGCCGCCCGGGACGAGCACGGAGGACUGGCUGCGCGAGCUGCACGAGUUCCGGAGCUGCGCGCGCAUCUUCAAGCCGAUGACGGGGAUGAUGGCGUCGCGGUUCACGACGGCGAGCUCGACGGCGGCGACGACGACGGGCGCGGGCGACGGCGGCGUCGCCGCCGCGCCGCCGAUCCAGCGCCCGCCCGACCCGGCCGAGGAGGCCGCCCGCCUCGGCAUGUACGGCGCCAUGACGCGGUCCGCCGCCGACUUCUACCCGUCGCGCCUCCUGUGCAAGCGCUUCGGCGUCAGGCCCCCCGCGCACGCGCAGCCGGAGCACGCCCACGGCGGCGCCGCCGCCACGACGACGAAGAGCCAGGGCCAGGGGCCGGAGGAGGGGGCGGGGUCGUCCAGCGCAGCGCACCCCGUCGCUGCUGCUGCUGCGGGCAGCGGCCGCGCGAUGACGCUCGACGAGCUGAUGCGCCAGGCGCAGGAAGGGGCUACUACUACGACUGCUUCUUCUUCUACGGCGGCGACCCCGCGGCCCGGGGAGGAGGCAGCGCCUAGGCGAGGCGAGGCGGGGGCGGGCGUCAACGCGGAGGUCAACGAGGCGCUCGAGGGCCGGCGCGCGCGGGAGGAGGUGCUGCGGGCGGUGUUCGGGGACAGCAGCGACGAGGAAGAGGACGGGGGGGAGGACUAGAGGGGGGGUGAGGGAAGCGGCUCGUGUUGAAACUGGAGAGGG